AUGAAGAAGUUCGGCAAUGUCUACCUCAUCGCGGCCAUCUCCAUCAUUGGCGGUGGCCUGUUCGGCUUCGAUAUCUCUUCCAUGUCCGCCAUCAUAGCUACCCAGCCAUACCUCUGCUACUUCAACCAAGGUGACGUGCCAUGCACUGGUCCUACUUCAAAUGUCCAAGGUGGGAUCACAGCCUCGAUGGCUGGCGGUUCCUGGCUCGCCUCGCUCUGCUCCGGCUUCGUGUCCGAUAGAUUCGGCCGCAAGCGUGCCAUCAUGCUCGGCGCCGUGAUCUGGGUCAUCGGUUGCAUCAUUGUCUCCGCCUCGCAGAACAUCGCCAUGCUCAUCGUGGGCCGAGUCAUCAACGGUUUCUGUGUUGGUAUCUGCUCUGCUCAAGUGCCAGUUUACAUCUCCGAGAUCGCGCCGCCAAGCAAGCGAGGACGUCUCGUGGGUGCUCAACAGUGGGCCAUCACUUGGGGUAUCAUGAUCAUGUUCUUCAUCUCAUAUGGCUGCUCUUUCCUAAAGGGGACUGGCGCCUUCCGUGUUCCAUGGGCUCUCCAGAUGAUCCCAGCUAUCGUUCUCUUCUUCGGCAUGACGAUCCUUCCGGAAUCUCCUCGCUGGCUGGCUUCCAAAGACCGCUGGGAUGAAUGCAGGGAUGUGCUCGUCUUGACGCACGGCCAUGGAGACGUCAACAGUCCCUGGGUCGCGCGUGAGUUCGCCGAAAUCAAGGAAUGGAUUGAGAUCGAGCGCCAGAGCAAGCAGAUCAGCUACCUCACCCUCUUCACCCCCCGCUACAUCAACCGCACCCACAUCGGGCUGUUCACCCAGAUCUGGAGUCAGCUCACAGGAAUGAACGUAAUGAUGUACUACAUCACAUAUGUAUUCACCAUGGCUGGCCUGACCGGCAACACUCUCCUGGUCUCAUCAAGCAUUCAGUAUGUCAUCAACGUGGUCAUGACUGUUCCCGCUCUGAUCUGGAUCGACCGCGUUGGUCGUCGUCCAACACUGCUAGUCGGCUCGUGUCUGAUGGCGACCUGGCUGUUCGUAAAUGCAGGCAUCCUUGGUGGAAAAGGCACGCCAGUACCCGGUGGUGUCAACGGGAUCAAGGAAGCUCAAGUCCAAGUCACCGGUGCUGCUAGCAAGGCCGUCAUCGCCUGCUCGUAUCUCUUCGUCGCUUCUUAUGCUCCAACCUGGGGACCUGUUUCCUGGAUCUACCCCCCAGAGCUCUAUCCGAACGAGCUGCGUGGCAAGGCCGUAGCCUUCGCAACAUCUGGCAACUGGGCAUUCAACUUUGCACUUGGCUACUUCGUUCCACCUGCGUUCGAAACCAUUACAUGGAGAACAUACAUCGUAUUCGGUGUCUUCUGUGUCGCCAUGACGAUCCAUGUCUUCUUCAUGUUCCCAGAGACAGCAGGCAAGCCUCUCGAAGAAGUCACAGAGAUGUUUGAGGAUCCGGCGGGCAUCAAAUACAUCGGAACUCCUGCGUGGAAGACCAAGAACUUCUACUCGUCCACACUCCGCAUGGAAGGUGGCGAUCUGUCUGGGAAGAGGAUGCAUAGCGAUGACGAGUCGCCAGAGCGUCGCGAGGCCACGGAGCCUGAGAAGAUUGUCUAG
Molecule: messenger RNA, 1599 nt
Organism: Recurvomyces mirabilis
Lineage: Eukaryota; Fungi; Ascomycota; Dothideomycetes; Mycosphaerellales; Teratosphaeriaceae
Product: high affinity glucose transporter
Exons: 6
Coding region: 1-1599 (532 amino acids)
Biological process (GO): carbohydrate transport; transmembrane transport
Cellular component (GO): membrane
Molecular function (GO): carbohydrate:proton symporter activity
Source: RefSeq, a predicted model, not a curated record